Messenger RNA from Rhopilema esculentum, 3802 nucleotides. RefSeq lists its product as uncharacterized. Lineage: Eukaryota; Metazoa; Cnidaria; Scyphozoa; Rhizostomeae; Rhizostomatidae. Gene Ontology annotation, cellular component: endoplasmic reticulum. Gene Ontology annotation, biological process: peptidyl-proline hydroxylation to 4-hydroxy-L-proline. The record is from RefSeq and is a predicted model, not a curated record. Gene Ontology annotation, molecular function: iron ion binding; procollagen-proline 4-dioxygenase activity; L-ascorbic acid binding.
CCAAAGCGGCGAUUUCCUAUUGUAAUUUGUAAGUCAGGAGAGUAAGGUAAUGCAGAAAGUGAUGCCUAUUAAUUGUAACAAGAAAAUAUAAUUUUUCGUGAUGGCAAAGCUAAAGCAAGAAACAGGAGAACGGGUCAACUAAAAACUGAUAAGUUAAACGAAAAGGCUCUGGAAGGGGGACUCAAUUCUAAAGGCUGGAGUGGGCUGGUCCUCUCAGGAGUUGUCGUUGUUGUUGGUUUGUUGACAGUAUCAGGGAUUCUGAUACGUAAUAAUUUUCAAGUUGUCGAUUUGCAGGAACACAAUCGACAGAGCAGUGAUGAUCAAAAUAUUGAAAAUGAAAACAUAAACUCAACAAUCAAAAUGAAAGCCCGUUGCAUGAAAAGGAAAAAGGACAUGAUGCUGGCACAUCUGCCACCAAAUCUAAAACUGAUUUCAAAAAGGAACUUUUCACAUCAAGCAUUGCAAAUACACUGAGACCAGUUUCCAUGGAUUUUAUGGGUAGGAAAAUACAGUUCAAGGAGGUUACUCACAAAAACAAACAAAGCAGUGUUCAUGUUUAUGUUGCUGAUAACUUUUUAUCACCAAGGGAGUGUGAUGGCUUAACUGCAGCUCAUUUUCGUCAUGUUCAAGAGACUGCUAGACAGACUCCCAUCUUUUGCUUUGCUGGAGUUGAUACAAUGAACAAGCAUUUGCAUGAUGUUGGUUUUCAUUACAAUGGAGGAUUUUCAGAUUUUACAUUAGGAACAACAUGUGUGAAUGAGACCUUCUCCAAAGUCUUAUCAUCAAAAUUUCGUUACAGUUUCAGUACAGCAUUUUACAGGGGUGACAGCAAAUUUUCACUUGCUUUUGAAGAUCAAAUUGAAAAGGCUACUGGAUUGGCUAAAAUGCAUGGUGGAAAAUUCCAGAUAACUUCAUAUCAAAGUGGCAUAGGAUACAAAAAUCACACUGAUUGUACUGAAAGUGACGAGCUUAGAGAUCGCUUCGCAACAGCUUUGGUUUAUCUGCAAGAUGUUAAACAAGGUGGCGAAACAAAGUUCCCGAAGCUUGGUAUAAGCAUUAAACCGAAGAAGGGCCGACUUUUAGUCUGGAAUAAUAUGAGAUCCGACGGAUUUUGCGACCCAACCUCAAUUCAUAACGCUGCCAAAGUUGAAAUUGGACAUAAAGUCAUAUUACAGAGAUGGUAUUACUACCAGUCGUUCCCAUCACUUGGCAAAUCACCUCCUGAGCCCCAGUUGCCAAAACGAACAAAAUACCAGCCAAGGGUGUCCUGUGAUGAGUACGAACAAGGGAGCUGUCGCUGGUAUGACGAAUGGGGAUAUGACCAUCUUAUUGACUAUAAUAUGAUGCAACAUAAUCUCAAAUGAUGUAGGCUGUAAUACUUUGCAACAACUUGAAACAUCAGAGUAAUUUGGAAAUUAUUUUUACUUGAGAUUUGGCAGAAAAAAAUUAUUUUGAUAUGUACAGUCAACUCUGUGGUGUACAGUCCAUUUGGUACGGGGGAUCGUGAAGAUGUUCGAACGAAGAACAGUUCAAAUUAUGGAAGUUCUUUUUAUUGGGGAUAUUGUUAGGAUUUUUUCAAGGGGCCUAAAUAUUUUGUUCCAAUUAGUGAAACUUCGAAUUACAAGAGCUCGAGUAAGACAGAGUCGAUUGUAGUUUGAUUAUUGGCGAUUUUAUUGAUUUAACUCGGCAGAAACUAUUAUAUUUUAUAGACUGCAACAUUCAAGUAAUAUAUGCACGUUUUCCGAGCUUUGUAUGAGUUAGUAUCUUCAAACAUAUUGAAAGCUUUCCUUGAAGUGAGUGUACUGAGUUCGAUCUUUGGUUGCUUAAGUAGCAAACAGGUUUGAAGAACAGAGGCAGUGCGGAUAUGGUUGUCGACAAAAGUUUCACUUAUUCGAUGUGACCUACAAGCCUGGUUGUUGUGUUUUCUUUUUGCUAGGUAGCCAAGACAAUAUAUGAUAUCUUUCUAUGAUAUUAUUGUUUUCUGAUGAUCGCUGUGUAGCGUGCAGCUUCGAGUAACAACGAUGAACGUGGAAUGUCUGUUUGUCUCAUUCUUUUUAUGUUAUCAUUCGAUUUGCAGAUGACACGAAAUAGCGCAAACAUGGCAUACUGAACCCCAUUCGUCCGACACUAUUCAGAGUGUGAACUUUGGAUAAUGGCCGAAAUAAAGCAGAAAAUCAGAUAACAACAGCAGUUUUUUCAUGUUUAUGUAGAUAGAUUCCAAAACUGCUAGAUGAAACGAUGAUCGGGCUCUGCCAAUAAAUCCGUAACAUGGCGCCAUUUUAGUUUUUGCCAAAUCUGAUUUUAUCCAGUAAAUACUGCCCGAUAGCAGAAUCGCAUGUUUUAGCUAUAUCUGCAGAUGUAAAACUACAGCAUGACUACAGCGAAAACAUGCGAUUCUGCUAUCGGGCAUCAGCAAACCCAGUUUGUGCAAAAUGGUGCGUGUUUCCGAUUAUUAGUAGUGCCCGAUCGUCGUGCCAUCUAGCAGUUUUGGAAUGUAUUACAUAAACAUGAAGAAACCGCUGUUGUGUAGACAGACAAAUUCGUUUUCACCUUAGCAGUCCAUUGCUAACAUUUUCUAUAGGCAAGCGGCACUGAUUGGACAACCUCGAAAGUUAUGUGCUCGCGUUUCUGAUUGACCUAUUUCGAUCCAUAACUGGGUAUAUAUAUUUACUAGCGUACUGUUUUGAUCUAUGUUCUGACCUUUUAUACUCUGAAGAGUGUCAGACAAAAAGCUAUAGUAUGGCUCAAAAUGUUUGUUUUUUUCAAAGCCAUUUUAAAUUUUCUAGCACUAAUAGAUUGUUUGCAUAGAACGCAAAAAUAAUUUAUUCAUCGAAAUAUCCAUGUUCUUGCUAAGAUUUUAAUUUGUGAAUAAAAAGUCUUGGUAAAUUGGUAAAAAUUAUGUACUCAUUACUGCAACUUUCCAUUAGAAGCUCGGAAAUAAUUUGUUAUUUCGAAUAACUUUUUUCGAAUUUGGUUUCAAAGUCUCCUAUGGAGCCUAAUCUUUUAUCCAGGGCUAAAGCAAAGGUUGUGAUAUGUUGAUUCUCGGUGAGAUUUGUUUAACAGAUCAUGAUUUUGAUGAACAUAAUAGAAAGUUGCCUUUGCUUUUUUGUUAUCUUGUUUCAUUAAAACUGCAACUGCCGGUGAAUAUCAUUGGUUCUUAUCACUUUACUUUCGUCAAAAAAGCUUUGAACUUUUUUUAACUUGGAUGCACCAUUCUAUAUUGUCUUGAUUCAAACGCUUUUGGACCAUUUCAUUUUACUUUGGCGACGAGUUUUUAAAGUUUUACUGUCACUGCAUAGGGAAAAUAUAGGCGGUAGUAUAAAGAACUAAAGUUAAAAGGUUACCAAUACUGUCUCAAUCCCGAAUUAAGAGACUUCUAAAAGGUUGUUUGACCUCAUAAAAAGCGAAGAGACGAGAAGUAAAAUUAAUGUAUAAAUUAAGUAUGCCGUUUCUGUUCCGAUCAAUUCUUGUGUCAUCUCUUUGUUUUUGUUAUUGUCAAGUAUUUGCUUCUGCACGUUAGUGAAAACAACACAUAACAUUGAAGAACGUUUCAUCUUGCGUUUGUUUAUAAACUACGAUCUUUAACAGCCAUGCCUAGUUUUUCAAAUAAUACUCUUUGCAAUUCAAAUCCUUUCGUAUCGGUAUUGGCACAUUUUCGAUUCGGGGAAAAGUAUUGUGUUAUCAUGCGGUUGGUUGUUAAUAUUAUGAUUUUUAACUAUUAUGCCUUGCAUUCCUUCUAAUCUUCGCAGUAGAUUCGCUAUAUACAAGUUUAAUACGUCAGUUGAGAACAAACAUCUCACUA